AUGGCAGACAUGUUAGUGGAUGGAACCGCUCAUAACCAGAUGCUAUCUUUCAUGGAUGGCAAUGCAGGAAAAAUCCAACCCUUUUCUCCCCUGUUAAGACUAAAGCAGGAACAGACAUUCAAAUGGGAAGAACAGCACCAACAGGCUUUCCAGGAAAUAAAGCAUUACCUCUCAAAUCCGCCAGUUCUGUCCCCACCAAAAAGGGGCAGACCCCUCAAGCUUUAUGUAUCUGCAUCAGAAGUAUCCAUUGGAAGUCUGCUAGUUCAAGACAACAAAGAAGGGAAAGAACAGGCAGUCUACUAUCUAAGUAGAACAUUGACAGAAGUGGAAAGAAGACUUAAUCAAAUACAUGCUAACAAGACCAAUGCUGAGGGGCAGAAUUGGGAAAUGGACUUUGGCUUUGACAGAAUUCACCCUCAGACAGACAAGGCUUCAGGAGCAGGGAUUGUUCUGGAAGAACCAUUGGGGGUCAGGCAUUGCUAUUCUUUCCAGUUAGAUUUCCAAUGCACCAACAACAGGGCCGAAUAUGAGGCUUUGAUUAUAGGGCUCGAAAUGUUGGUAGAAUUAGGAGUCCAGUCCGUGGAAAUCUUGGGAGAUUCCAUGCUUGUCCUAAAGCAGAUUGCUAGAGAAUAUAAGUGUCUGAAUCCCUCUCUGGCUGUAUAUCUAGUGGCAGCUAGAAAUCUGCUAACAGAAUUUAGAGAAGCUACUUGGGAGCACAUCCCGAGGGAGAAGAACUUCGCAGCCAAUGAACUGGCUCAGGUAGCAUCAGGCAUACAAAUGCCUGAAGACUGCGUCCAGAGGAUCAUCAAGGUAGGAAGGAAAAGUCUACCGUCAGUUCUGACUAGAGGAAUGGAGAUAGAAGUCAAUUCUGCCUUGAUUACUAAAAACGAUUGGAGGGAACCUAUCAUGACUUACUUGCAGUACCCCACUCUACCCUCUGAGAAGAAAGUCAGAAUCAUGGCUACGAACUAUCUCAUGUGGAAUGAAGAUUUGGUCCGAAAAAGUAAGGAUGAGGUGCUAUUAAGGUGCCUCGGAAAGACAGAAUAUAUGAAAGUCAUGGGAGAAACCCAUGAAGGGGAUUGCAUCAACUAUUCCAAGGGAUGUGAAGCUUGUCAAAGACACGGCCCAAUCCAGCGGGCUCCUUCAGUCCCCAUGAAUCCAGUAGUGAAACCAUGGCCUUUUAGGGGAUGGGCAAUGGAUCUCAUUGGCAAAAUCUAUCCAGCCAGUGGCCAGCAGCAUUGUUUUAUCAUUGUUGCUACAGACUAUUUCACCAAGUGGGUAGAAGCCAAGCCAAUCAAAACCACAACUUCUCAAGAGAUCAUCACCUUUAUAGAAGAACAGAUCAUACAGAGAUUCGGCAUUCCAGAGUCAAUCACAACUGAUAGGGGAUCUUCUUUCAUAUCUAGGGAUAUGCUAGAUAUGGCAGAAACAUUCAAAUUCAAGCUGCUUCAAUCUACCCCCUAUUAUGCUCAAGCUAAUGGACAGAACUUCAAAAAGAGAAGCCACUGGCAAAUGGUUAUUCACAACGCCCCAAUCAAUGGCAAAUGGUUAAAGAAAUUCUACCCAACCAUGUGGGAUUCACAAGCUGUACAGACAGAUCCCGGGAUAGAAGAGGAACAAGGCUAA
This is a messenger RNA of Prunus persica (peach), 1626 nucleotides long. RefSeq lists its product as uncharacterized. Gene Ontology annotation, molecular function: RNA-DNA hybrid ribonuclease activity; nucleic acid binding. Lineage: Eukaryota; Viridiplantae; Streptophyta; Magnoliopsida; Rosales; Rosaceae. Gene Ontology annotation, biological process: DNA integration. The record is from RefSeq and is a predicted model, not a curated record. The transcript is spliced from 6 exons. The coding region runs from base 1 to 1626 and encodes 541 amino acids.